Molecule: messenger RNA, 4331 nt
Organism: Aphanomyces astaci
Lineage: Eukaryota; Oomycota; Saprolegniomycetes; Saprolegniales; Verrucalvaceae
Exons: 4
Coding region: 63-4280 (1405 amino acids)
Biological process (GO): protein side chain deglutamylation; proteolysis
Molecular function (GO): metallocarboxypeptidase activity; zinc ion binding; protein binding
Source: RefSeq, a predicted model, not a curated record
CUUGCGAGGCGUCACAUCGAGUUUCAGAGGUUUACGUACAUGCCGCGGCGGCUGAGCUACGGAUGUCUCGAGUUCAAGCGCUGCUAAACCGCAUUGUCGAGUACGCAGAUGACCCAAACACGAUCAAAACAUGCUGCGGGGUGCUCUCAAUCUUGUCGCGGAGCGAGGACAAGAAGACAGAGAUCGCAAACGCAGGGCUCGCGGUGAUCCUGCACGCGAUGAACACCCACAUGGCAAACGAAGACUUGCUGGAGGCGGCGUGCGACCUUCUCUGGACGCUGGCUUUCAACAACAAGCCGGUCAAAGCCAGCAUCAGCACACACGGGGGUAUUGCCACGCUUCUCCGCUGCGUGGACGUCCACCGGUUGAACCCGGCGCUGCUCCGCUCCGCGCUCGGGACGCUGAGCAACCUCAGCCAGCUCGUCGACAAUCAGCAGCACAUCGGCGCAGGUCUUCCUGUCGUCGUGGCCGCCAUGCAGCUUCACGUCCGCAACGUUGACUUGCUCGCGUUCGCGUUGGACACGCUGACCAGCAUCAUCAUCGGCCACGAGCGCAAUUGCCGCGUGGUGUACGAGCUCGGACUCGUCGACUUUCUACUCGAUGUCUUGAAAGACCGCAACCAACACGCACGUCCUGCCGUAGUCAAGUCCACCUGCCACACCCUUGCCAUCCUCUGCGAACUGCCCGGGGUUGGCAAGGGCAUCGCGGAUGCCCACGGAAUUGCUGCCAUCAUCGCAGCCAUGUCCGCGGCGCCCCUUCCCACAGACGUCGAGCGCAUCGUGACCGUGCUGCUCUUUCGCAUCUCCAAGGACCCGGUCGUGAUGCCACAGAUGAUCCACGAUGGCGUCGUCGUCGUACUUUUCCGCGUACUGGCCAACCAGCGCGCCAACUCGAAAUGCUCUGAAACCUUGCUAGCAACCUGUCACAUCUUAUGCCUCCUGACCCAGUUUGCCAGCUCCCACGCUGUGGAUUUGACUCCGCACCUGCCGCCGUCGGUUUGCCACGGCGACCUCCUUCUCCGCCUCGCCACCGAGAACGCAUCACCCCCCCUCGCCCUCUCCAUCUUUCGUGUACUGGCCCAUCUCUCCCGCAACCCCGUGCCCCUACCCGCGCUCGUGAAUGUUUCCACGAUGGAAAGCAUGCUGGCGUUAGCACCCUUCCACUCGAAUCCCCAAGAGAUGCUUCAGUUGGGGCUUCAAGUUCUCGUCAACUUACGACGAUCCAUGAUCGCCGCGCAGCCGCUUCGGUCCCCAGAGAAAUCGCUGGCAGCGCUCUUGCUGGCCAUCCGGACAUUUCCGGACGACGUUCACCUCCUAGACCAGGUGUUCUGCGUCGUCACUUCGUACUGCUUGUCCAAUACCAUUACCACCCACCCCCGCACCGUGUUUGGCUUUCUCGGCGCCGCCAUGCGCUUCCUCAGUCGUUUCUCGUCGGCGGCAGGUUGGACGCCGCAAUGCAUGGUCGAAGCAUGCCGAUUCCUGCUGCACCUCAUGGGCUCUAAGGAUGGCUUGGACAGCGUCGUGAGCUGCGGCGGCGUCAGCAUCCUCAGCCAGUUCAAUCGCGACGUGAUGGCCAACGAUGCGAUGCCGCCCCCCGAGCUCGAGAAACUGCUUCAUGCAAUGAGCUUACGCCUACAUACGCCCCUUGGAGGGUCAGAAGCCAACGAGGGGGAAGGAAACCAACCGCCGGAACAGCAGCAACCGCCGGACGAAAACGAAAUCGACGAAGAAGAUGAAGAGGAUGUCAUGGAUGACGACGACGACGAAGAGAAUAGUGACAUUGACAUGUCUGCAAUAGUGACUAACACCUCCCCCUCCAACCCCUCCCCCUCUCCUCCCCCCCCCAACAACAACCACCCCCAAGUGGACGACGACUCGGUGGUUCCUCCUCUUACUAGUAGUAGUAGUAGUACUACUACUACUACUCCCCCCGCUAGUACGCCAGGUCGUACUCCUCCUCCUAGUACUACUAGCGUCCCAACAGUGGUCACCCCCGAGGCACUGGUGGCGUUCGUGUUGCAGUCGUUCGCACAUCCCCAAGAUGUGGUGCCGUCUGCGCGUAUAUGUGGAAGUACCGUCCACGAGCACCGCUUCACAUAUACGAGUGACUCAAGUGGAUAUCACUUGCCAAAACACCCGCUUGGAUCCGUUCCGAGUUGCUCGGCCACUUCAUCCGCAACGACUACUCUCCUCACAACCUGCCCCAUGCACAACGAACCAGCUACGUCGACAUUUGCCAGUCCCAGUGACAUGCAAAAGUACGUUGACGUCCGCACCAGCAUGCGCGCCGCGCUCGUUCAAUCCGACCAUGCGGACGCACAGCUUGUGUACCAGAGCACGCGACCGGGGGGGGAUGCCGCCGUUGCUUCCGCCGUGCCGGACGCGUACCCGUACGCCGUGGGCUUCCCCGACCCCAGUCGCCACGCCACCCCCCCCCUCACGUUUGACUCGGAGUUCGACUCGGGUAAUCUCCUGCGUGCCGUGCAGAUCGCCGACACAGAGUACGACCUCAUCCUUCGUCCGGAUCUGCAUACCCAAGGGUACACCCAGUGGUUCUACUUUGCAGUGGCCAACACCGAACCAGAUGUACCCUAUACGUUUCACAUUGUGAACCUGCACAAGCCCGACAGCCUCUUCCGCACGGGGCUGCAGCCGGUGGUGUACUCUGUACAGGACGCCACCUGCCGAGCCGUCGGCUGGACGCAUGCUGGGUCCAACGUGUGCUAUUUUGCCAAUCCGUACAAGCAGCCGUCGCCGGUCCCCCGUCCGUCCACCGACCAGCUCACAUUUUUCACCCUAUCCUUCACGCUCACAUUCUCCCAUGCCCACGACACUACUCUCGUGGCGCACAGCUAUCCGUACACGAUGCACGACCACAGGUGGCACCUCGCCCGACCCGCGCUUCGGUGCCCCGACGUCGUCCGCCAGUCGGUUCUGUGCACAACAUUAGGCCAGCAAGCGUGUGAUCUGCUCACGAUCACCGAUUUCGGGCACGGGCACGUCGACGGCCGCCGGCCGGUGGUCGUGCUCACCGCUAGAGUGCACCCCGGCGAACCCCAAGCUAGCUGGAUCAUGCGGGGGGUGUUGGACUUCCUCGUGUCGGACGCCCCCGACGCCAAGCUCCUCCGGCGGCUGUUCGUGUUCAAAGUCGUGCCGAUGCUCAAUCCGGAUGGCGUCAUGUACGGAAACAACCGGUGCGGCCUCGCCGGAUGCGAUCUGAACCGGCAGUGGAAGGCACCGAGGGGCGCGGUCCACCCGACGAUCGCCGCGGCCAAGAGCGUCAUGCAGACCCUUCCGGUGGUAUUUUACUGCGAUAUUCACGGCCACAGCCGCAAGAAGAAUGUGUUUAUGUACGGAUGUGACUCACGCAAACAUGUCAACCCGAUCGCGAGGAUGUUUCCCACGUUGCUAAGCAACCACUGGAUUGGCCGCCAGUUUGUAAGCUUAGACGCGUGCAACUUUCAAGUGCAUCGAGAAUCCACGGCGCGGGUGGUUGUGGGCAAAGAUAUGGGCAUCGCCAACAGCUUUACGUUAGAAGCGUCGUUCUGUGGCGCGGACUUUGGGGUGCUGGCUGCUAGGCACUUUAACUUGGGCCAUUUCGAGGACAUUGGGCUAGCUCUGGGCCAGACGUUGGCCGAGUACGCUGUGCCAGAUGGAAUGAACCGGCGGACGAUAUACGAGUGGCUGCAAACCGACGACUGCCACGACCUGCACGAGUACAUUGAAUCCACGUACAACCAGCAACUUGCAGACGACCAACUCGGGGCUAUCAUGCCAUUGCAUAUGACGACGCUGGUGUUGUUAGAGCGCAAAGGAUCGUUUGGCCGGUUGCCGAGAAAGGCGGCCAAAGCUAAGAAGAAGAAAAAGGUGCUACCGCCGCCGCCAUCCCCCCUCCCGUCGGUUGCUGUGGUCGUGGCUAAGCAACUGCCGUCGCCAUCCGUCGCAUUGGCCAAGAAACCCUCAGCCAAAUUAUCAAGCAAAAAGGUGUCGUCUAAUUGCUUGGGGAGUAAAUCGUCCGGCACGCCGCCGCCCCUGGCGCUCAAGAAGGCGCUGAGUCUGCCUAGCCCCAAAAUCCAAGACACACGACUCAAGCAUCAUCCUACCCCAUCGGAAAAUAACGACCAACACCACCACGCCCCCACCGUUACCAGUCGGUUCAAAAGCCCGAGCUUUCGUCGGCUCACCGUCUUCACGCCUCCAAAUUUUCGAGAUGCAGAAGACGGGGUCGGAGCUGCGUCGUCCGUGCGUCGUCGGAUUAACUUCCCCACCGUUAGUAAAUAAUAAUAAUAAUAAUAGUAGCCCCUCCUCGAAGCAACAUAGGGCCAAGUUACG